AUGGGCGUCGCCGGUGUGCAAGCGGUUGUCGUUCACGUGCCACAGGGAAAAAUUCACGUUUACAAUUACUCUGCAGAAGUAAAAGCUGGACAAAAUGAGUUCAGUUCGUAUGCGUCGAAAUUACAAGUCAGAGGGAGAUUAAUCCACAAACGGGAGAGUAGCGAUUCUGACUACUUCAAGUUCCACGAUGUCGAGACGACGGUUUACAAUGGAGCGGAAGAUGGCAAGGUUCACGGCGAUUACAAGCCUCUGGGAGACGCGGUCAAGGACUUUGAAGAGCCAGUCCUUCUCGUCUACGACAAUCUUGAUAAUCUACGAGGUAUCAGGAUUCAAGAGAAAGAAGCCGUUUGGUCUAAAAAUAUGAAGAUGUCCUUGAUUUCGCUGAUGGGAAUACAAGUGCAAGGAAACACCGAAGCUUUAAAGAAGCUUACGAGAUCAACGAGUUACCAGACCAAUGAGAAAACCAUUCGUGGACAUUGCCAAGUCAGCUACAGUCUUCGUAGGGAGAUGCGAGCCGGCAGGAUGGUUUACUACCUCCGUAAAUAUUACGAGCCCAAAAGUUGCAGUGAUUACGUUCAGCAUGAGGCCCAUGACGUCAAAACCGCGCAUUGUAAAAUUAAACCGGAGGAAGAUUUUGUUACGUUUUCCAAAAAAUUAUAUCAGUUCGAGCUUACUGAUGAUUAUUUCCUGCUCAAGAAAAUUAUUUCUCACGAGAAAUUGAGUUACUUGCCCUAUUCGCACCGAAGUUCGGGGGUUCAGUACAUCGAGACGAGUCAAACUUUCGAAUUCGAAAAAGUAAUAAAUGCAUCUGAACUUGCACUUCCAGACGUCAACUUUAAGAGCACACCGAUCAUAAAUGACAUAAGCUUCAACAACCAUGAUGUCGUUGCAUCACGAGAACACUAUUUUGGGCGCAACGCUAUGAAAUCUGGCGAUAAAAUCGACAGAGUGAAGAAUUUAUUGAUACUCAUAGUGGAUCGCUUAAAAGAGAACCCAAUAGAUAUUAGUCAAACGGAUGCAGAGCAUAAGGGCUUGCUACUAGAUCUACACCACACGAUAGCUACUUUGGACAGCGAGUCCAUGUACUUGGUUUACAAGCAUUUCAAUUCAGAUGCAGAAAAGGAGAACAUGAUAAGAAAUUUGUUCUUAGAAAUGGUCCCGCACACCGGUAGCUACGCCGCAUGGAAUUUCACCAAAAAUAUGAUCGCAAACGAUGAAUUUCCCGAUGAAUCGAUCGUCGUUGACAUGCUUACUAAUCUACCCAUGUUCGUAUCAAACCCAAAUGAGGAAUUUGUCAAAAGUAUGCUUCAAUUUCGGAAUUUGCAUCAAUUAUCAAAAUCUACAAAAAUAGUACACGCUGGUGUUCUGUCUUACUCAAUAUUGUUACAUAAAGCGUAUAAAAACGUUGGCAACAAUGCUCCUGAGUACUUAAGAUCUGAACUCGAAAGCUUCUUCGAACGCAUAAAACAUGAACCAACGUAUGAGUCGAAAAUCGUGUACAUGAUGGCAAUGAGGAAUGUUGAGGUCGGGAACAUUAGUGCCUACCUAUUGCCAAUAAUCAAUGGAAUGGAUGUAUUCGAAGUAACGGCUCAUAUGCGCAAUGUAGAAAAAUAUCGUAGAGCAGCCAUGUGGGCAGUAGUCAAUUCUAUUCAUGGCGAUGAGAAAUUCCGGCAAAACAAUCCGUUCUGGCAGAUACUCUCCAACAACUCGGAACCCUUUUCCUUGCGAUUAACCGCUUACGAAAUUUUAGUUCCGAGAAAUCCAAACCUUGACUUGGAUUUAUUAAUGAGAGUUCAUUCAAUAAUGUCAGACGAACAAGAUGAGCAUUUGUUCAACUUCCAUUACACCACCAUGAAAAAUAUAGCUGAAUCCACCGAUCCGUGUAACAAGGGUAUUUCCGACUUGGCGAGAAAAGUAUUACGACUCACGCAGUCUCGAAAGGUUUUCAGCUCGGCAUUGUCAUCUGCCAGUGUGUUUGAUUACUUCGAUGACAAGUACGGCUAUGGGAAAACGCUUAAAAUUGCCACAGGAAUCAAUGAAGCUUCUGGAAUCCCGCAAUUUGGGUAUUACGAAACGAUUACUACAUUUUUGAAAUCAAGAUUGGAUUCUGCUGUCUAUUGGAACGUUGAUGGCGUCAACUUGAAUAUGAUUAUAUCUUUGGUUAAAAAUCUCUUUCGAGAUGAAUUGGAUGACGCGCAAACCCCUAAUGAGAUAUCGGAUGAAAAAGUUCGUAAUUUAUUGAGACAAACUUACGGACACAAGUUACUCGAUAAACACAUUCAUGUCGAAUUUUGGUCGGUUAAUAAGGGAUACGUGACGAAUGUUGAUGUUUAUUCCGAAAGCGGUUUAUCCAAUUAUCUAAAGAAAUACGUUACGAGUUAUAAACCAAGAAAUUUCAUGGAUGUUAAGGAAAAAUUCUACUUGUUGUGGUUGAAUUUUUCUUUUUUUAAUCAGCACAAAAUCGUUACUGCAACAGACAUGGGAAUUCCUGUUAUUUUUCAAAAAGAAUUUCCAACUUUGUCGUUCAUGAAAGUAAAUCCAAACAUUUAUCCACUACAAACGAUCGUAGCAAUGAAAUUGGAAUUCGAAGCAAAAAUGUACCAUCACGGAAGGUAUGAAAUGAAAUUUUACAAUCCGUUUGCUGGUAUUUUUCAAUGUGUUCGGAGGGAUGUGUCUAUGCAUUUAUCUCUGCCUGCCGAUCUAACCAUCAGUUUGAAUUUAAAGACGUAUAAUUGGAAAAUAGCCCUACCUCGGAAUCCAAAAACAAGAUUUUCAGUUGCCGGUAUCAAUACGUACACAAUCAAUCGAGUAGAAAUCAGUGGAGAUUUUAAUGGAAUCUUAAAAAGUUAUUGCUCAACAUGUAAUAAUCAGGUAGAAAUCACGAAAGGUCCAUCGUACAAACAUAAUUACAUGAAAGUUGUACAUUCAAAAGAAUUGGGUUUGGACUACAGUCAGAGUAUUUACGAUUGUGAAACCCAUCGUCCAUACACCAUUGAGUAUGAGGAAAUCUUUCGAGUUUUCAAUACGAAAGAAAAUAAUGUUGAUAAAGAAGAAUGGGCAACAGUAAUGCUGAAGAUGCACCACGCAUUAUUCAAUUUCAUACAUGCACCUUACGCAAGUACUUGCGGAAAAAGUCUGAAUUUAUCACCUUCAACUAUUCAUCCAACUUCUCAUAUCGAAAUUAACUGGCGUUUUAAUAUGAAAAAUUAUAACGGUAGAAUAACUUUGAGAGUCGAUGGAUCUAUUGACACAAAAGCAGCUUCUGCAAAUGACACAGUAUCCUACUGGGACUUUAAUUUCGAUGCUGAUCUAUCUUUGUUCGUAAAUGAUGUAAAACUUCAAUUGACCAAACGAACGCAAGAAGAAAAAAAUUACAAGAUUUGUUUAGCUGCACUGAAAGAAUACCCGAAUUUCUUCAUUGAAUCGAUGGCGUUAAAACAAGAAACUAAUACUGAAAUUACCUUCGAUAUGGGUUACACUGACAGCGAAUUUUGCUCUUUUGAUGCAUCUCACACUGGUGUCACGGUUGCUAUCAAGGGCGAAUUACUUGAUGAACAAAUCGAACAGAUGGCUAAAAACGUAAAACCUGGAUCAUGCUUUAAAAACCCAAAAAACUCUUUAGAUUUAGAUAUUACACAAUAUUUCGAUUGGAAUUGCUUGUACGAAGCUGUUAGAUGUACCACAAUGAGAAAUUAUACGAUUGACGUCGGGUAUAAAAAUAUUCCUCAAGAAUUUCUGGCUAUAUUAAUAAUUUUGGAUGAUUACCUACGGUACGACCGUAUGCUGUAUUUAUCAUACAGUUCAAAUCAUACGGAACCCGGAACUAUCAAAAUUCUUGCUACCUAUCCUAUGAGUGAUAAUUACGGGAACCUAAAUAUUAUGAACCCAUAUUUCACUUAUUCAUUUCUGUAUAAGCCAGAGGAUCCAGAAAUCCAGAGAACUGAUCUUGUUUUGGACAAUAUUGGAUUUAGCUCGAAUUUUUUGAUCGAUUAUUAUAAAGGAGAAAUAAGACCAUGUAUUGCACACGCGAAUGACGUAAUAACCGAUUUGAACCAAACCUUACCAAUGGACUUGAAAAACUGGACUCUAUUGUCUGGUGACCACGAGCUUAUGACUUACGCCGUAUUCGUUAAAUCCAUCAAAGAUAAGGUGUCAGUCAAAAUUUACGCGGGCAUGCAUGUAUUGGAAAUACUACCGGAAAAAAUAACAUUCGAUGGAAUGAAUAUUGAGAAUUAUGAAAAAGGAUUGUCGUUACCAUCGGCCACGGAGUCUGAGACUUACUAUAAGUUACUGGUGAUUAAUCAACUGCUUGUGGUGGAAACAGACAAGCUUUCAAAGGUUAAAAUUUUUUACACUCCAUACAAUGUAGUCGUACUCCCGUACAUUAUUUUGGACAGAAAUAUUGAUGGCAUUUGUGGACACAUGGGUUCAACAUCCUACGUUCAGCAAGUUCCCCUUAUUUAUGACAAUUGA
Messenger RNA from Copidosoma floridanum, 4473 nucleotides. RefSeq names its product larval-specific very high density lipoprotein (gene Vhdl). Gene Ontology annotation, biological process: lipid transport. The record is from RefSeq and is a predicted model, not a curated record. NCBI's taxonomy places the organism in Eukaryota, Metazoa, Arthropoda, Insecta, Hymenoptera, Encyrtidae. Gene Ontology annotation, molecular function: lipid carrier activity.